Molecule: messenger RNA, 621 nt
Organism: Cetraspora pellucida
Lineage: Eukaryota; Fungi; Glomeromycota; Glomeromycetes; Diversisporales; Gigasporaceae
Source: the annotation of a GenBank genome assembly
AUGCCUGGACUUGACCCUAAUAUUCUUUUUGACCUUCAGCAAAUGUUACAUAAUAUUAAUCCAUAUUGUAGAAUAUUUAAACAAGUUACUAAUAUUCUAAGUUCAAAUUCAUCUUUUGAUCUUAGAAUAGUAAUUACAGAUAAUCGACCUACGGACCCCAGAUGUUACAAUACUCCGAGUGCUACAGAAGUUGCAGUCAUUAUGGUUAGUGCUGAACAUGAACCUGAGCCUCUACAAUGUGAUAUUGUUUUGCAUUUACGUGAAGGAGAAUUUCAAAGAAUAUCUGAAUUACAUCGUACUUAUGAACCAUUGCACUAUGUCCUUAUGUUUCCCAGAGGUGAAGAUGGUUGGCAUUAUAAUAUACCUACAAGUAAUAUAGAUUUCUCUACAUUUUUAUCUAGCUCUACUGCUCUUGACGCCUUUAUAAUGAAUGAAAAAGAAAUUUAUACAAUACAAACUGUUACUGCGAUGAGAUAUUAUGCAUAUCAACUUCAUUUUGGCUGUCCAAAUGAACCUGUAGUUCUGCAUUUAUUUGGUCGCCUAUUUCAGCAGUGGAUUGUUGAUAUGUAUGCUAUUGUAGAACAAAUGCACCUUACUUUCUUGCGAUUUAAUCAACCAUGA